Geosmithia morbida is the source of this 330-nucleotide messenger RNA. RefSeq names its product Copper resistance protein Crd2. The transcript has 3 exons. The record is from RefSeq and is a predicted model, not a curated record. The coding region runs from base 1 to 330 and encodes 109 amino acids. NCBI's taxonomy places the organism in Eukaryota, Fungi, Ascomycota, Sordariomycetes, Hypocreales, Bionectriaceae.
AUGGCCAUCUUCAAGUCUUCCACGUGCUGCGGACAGAGCAACUCCGAGUGCGCCUGUGCUCAGAAGGCCACCUGCUCCUGCGGAAAGCAGUCUGCCCUCCACUGCAGCUGCGACAAGUCGGCGACGGAGAACCAGGUCAGCGGACCCAGGUGCUCGUGCCGCGCCCGUCCUGUCGGCGAGUGCACUUGCGACAGGUCGUCUACCGAGAACGUCACCCCUUCGGGAACCACCUGCCAGUGCGGCUCAAGGCCUGCCGAAGCUUGCACGUGCGAGAAGGCCAGCGACGGCGGUUUCAACCCUGCCAACGAGAUAGACUUCACCACUAAAUAA